Malassezia japonica is the source of this 2640-nucleotide messenger RNA. It is a transcript of the gene TSR1, whose product is annotated as ribosome biogenesis protein tsr1. Gene Ontology annotation, molecular function: U3 snoRNA binding; GTPase activity; GTP binding. The transcript has a single exon. Bases 1 to 2640 code for a protein of 879 amino acids. The record is from RefSeq and is a predicted model, not a curated record. Gene Ontology annotation, cellular component: preribosome, small subunit precursor; nucleus. Gene Ontology annotation, biological process: endonucleolytic cleavage of tricistronic rRNA transcript (SSU-rRNA, 5.8S rRNA, LSU-rRNA); maturation of SSU-rRNA from tricistronic rRNA transcript (SSU-rRNA, 5.8S rRNA, LSU-rRNA); ribosome biogenesis. Lineage: Eukaryota; Fungi; Basidiomycota; Malasseziomycetes; Malasseziales; Malasseziaceae.
AUGGGGCAUUCGCAUAGGCCGACGCUGAAGCAGGCGAACAAGCCGUUCAAGUCGGGGCACGCCACCAAGGGCGCGCAGAAGCGCGCGUCAAAAGGAAAGACGGAGGGCACGGCCCGCGGCCACAAGUCGAACCCGCUAAAGACGUCGGGCAGCACGCAGGGCUCGCGGAGCAACCGCCGCAACGAGGCGAAGCAGAUCUCGCAGCAGAAGCGCGCGGCGAUCCUCGAGAGCACGCGCAUCUUUAGCAGCAGCGGCCUGCGUGGCGAGCAGCGCAGUUCGGGACGUGGCCCCGCCAAGGCGGGCGCGCCGCGCAUCUGCGCCAUUGUCACCCUCACGCCGGACGGCGAUCCAUGGAGCGUCGUGCGCGAGCUGGAGAAGGACGGCGAGUCGCUUGGUAUCAAGCCGGUGCCAGGGCGCAGCGUCGAAGAGGCGCAGGCGAUGCACCGUCCCUUUUGCGAGCUGGACGCGACGCGCUUCCGCCAAUCGCUCCAGUUCCUCCCGCUGCCGUACGGCGCGCUGCUGCCGACGAUGGACGCGUGCCGCUGCGCGGACUUUGUCGUGCUGGUCCUCUCGGCAAACACAUCGAUCGAACCGGGGUCGUGGGGCGAGCUGUGCCUGCGCACGCUCCAGAGCCAGGGCAUGCCGCUCGCGAUUGCCACGGUGCCUACGCUGAGCACGGCCGACGACGAGCCGUGGGCCAAGGCCAAGAAGCAGACGCAGUCUAAGGAUGCGCAGGGCGUGCGCAAGAGUCUCCUCAGCUUUGUGCAGUACUUUUGCCCAGAGGUGAAAAAGGUCCAGGUGAUGGACGACGCGGCGAGCCGCAGCGUGCUGGUGCGCACGCUCGCGACCACCGCGCCGAAACGCGUCGCAUGGCGCGACUUUCGCUCGUGGUGCGUCGGCGAAGAGGCCGAGUACGUCCCCGAAGAUGAGGAAAAGGGGCUGCUCAAGGUCCAGGGCUGGAUCCGCGGCGCGCCGCUCAGUGCGAACCGACUCGUGCACAUCCCCGACUUUGGCGACUAUGCGGUAGAUCGCAUCACGUAUGCGCCCGCGAAUGCGAAGCGCGUCGUGACGCAGGACGUGCAGAUGGAUGACGGUGCGACACCGAAAGAGCUCAUGCCGGGCGACGUGCUCGAAGAGCGGGGCGAUGAGGCCGACGAGCUCGUCUCGCAGAACGAGCCGGACUAUAUGGCGAACGAGCAGACGUGGCCGACCGAGGAGGAGAUGGCCGAUGCGCCGGUGAAUCAAGAGGCGAUGGAUGACGUCCCCGAGCUGCCACCCUCCGCGCCCGGCACGACGCCGCGUGAGAUUCUCAAGCAAAAGACCGAGGAGAAUGCACGCAAGCGCUACCAGGCCGCGUGGAUUGUCGAGGAUGAGGACGACGACGACGACGAGGAUGAAGACGACGACGACGCGAACGAAGAUGAAGACGACGAGAUGGACGACGACGAGGACGAGGAUCUCGACCAUGCGUCCCUCGAGAACGCGGCCGAGGAGGAAGAGGGAGAAGAAGAAGAUUUUGACGACGAGUUUGACGAGGCUGCGCUCGAGGCCUACCGCGCGCAGCAGCGCAAAGAGCGUGAAGUCAGCAAGGAGGAGCAGCAGUUUGCGCAGUUCCCCGACGAGGUCGAUACCCCGAUGGAGGUCCCUGCGCGGCAGCGUUUCGCGCGCUACCGUGGCCUGGAGAGCAUGUACACGAGCUACUGGGACCCCUAUGAGGACCUUCCCGAGGACUAUGCGCGCCUCUUUCAGUUCGACGACUUUAGCAAGACGCGCAAGCGUGUCGAGAGCGAUGCGAUGCUCGAAGGUGUGCCGCCCGGGAUCCGAGUCUGUAUCUGGAUCCGCGAUGUGCCUGCUGCAGCCGCCGAGCGUGCGCUGCGUGUUUCCGGCAGUGCGCAAGCCGACAAGAAGAACGACGACGUGCCCUUUGUGCUCUUUGGCCUCAUGCGUCACGAACACAAGAAGAGUGUCGUCAACUUUACCAUUACGCGCAACACCGAGUACGAGGCACCCGUCCGCAGCAAGGACCCCCUUCUUGUCUGCUUGGGUUUCCGGCGGUACUAUGCGAACCCCGUCUACUCGCAGCAUGUGCGCAGUGUCGGCCGCCGCGGCAACGACGUGUACAAAUUUGAGCGUUUCCUCCCCCACGGCAUCGGCGCCGCGGUCGGCAGUAUCUAUGCGCCCGUGACCUUUGGCGGUGCCAAUGUCCCCGUGGUUCUCUUGCGCAUGCGCUCCGAGAGCAAAGAGUUCGGCUACGACGACAUUGGCGUGAGUGCCGAGCAGUCCCCCCACCUUGUCGGUGCCGGCUCGGUGCUGGAUGUGGCGCCGACGCGCAUCAUCACGAAGCGCAUCAUCCUGUCUGGCCACCCCUACAAGCUACACAAGCGCACGGCGACGAUCCGCUUUAUGUUUUUCAACGCGAACGACGUGCGCUACUUUGCCCCGAUCACGCUGCGGACCAAGCUCGGGCGGACGGGCCACAUCAAAGAGUCGCUCGGUACGCACGGCUACUACAAAGCGCACUUUGACGGCCCCCUGUCCCAGAUGGACACGGUGCUGAUGAAUCUUUACAAACGCGUCUACCCGCGGUGGUCGACGCUCUUCCACGACUCGCGGCAGGGCCUGCCGCUCCGUGCUCCGUAG